This is a messenger RNA of Glarea lozoyensis ATCC 20868, 708 nucleotides long. RefSeq lists its product as uncharacterized. The transcript has a single exon. The record is from RefSeq and is a predicted model, not a curated record. Lineage: Eukaryota; Fungi; Ascomycota; Leotiomycetes; Helotiales; Helotiaceae. The coding region runs from base 1 to 708 and encodes 235 amino acids.
AUGUCUCUCAUUCCACCUCUCCACCUGAUGAAACCCAAACGGCCGUCCAAACCACACCGUCUCGACCGAGAACGUCCUCGCCACCUCGAAACUCGGCAGGUUCGCCCCGGGCCACUCCUUCAACUUGUGGUAAAACCACUGGUCCUCGAAUUUCAGACACGGAGAUGUGGUGUCACAUGCGAUGUCACCAUACCGCGCUGUUUGCAUCUCGGCUUUCCAGUCGUGCGCCGCGAGGACGUCGAGCAUCAUCUGGCGAUUGCGCAGGGAGAAACCGCCGUUGAAGCCUUCGCCGUGGCCGUUGCGGGGGUUGCUGGGGGUGGCGAUGGGCGCGCCGAUGAAGUCGUAUUGGAGGAAGUCGUCGAUUUUGGAGGGGGAGUUCGAGCAGACUAUGCUGUCGGCUUGGAAGACCAGCACGUGAGAUGCGGGCGCGAGUUGUUCCCAUAUCCAGGGCGAAGUGAGGAAUUCCGAGACGGACUCCUGGUCUGUGAAUGUGAUGUCGUCGGGGAGUUGUCUUAUUUCGAUGCGGCCGUCGUCGAUAGCGCGCUGGAAGGAGGAGGAGUUGGUCGGGUUGGGGGAGCGGGUGUAGAAGAUGAUGGGCCAGGAGGGACCGAGAACGGUGGAGAAGUGAAGGAGGAGGGGAGUGAGGGUUGGGAGGGGACGAUCUUCGAUUAUAACGGCUAUGUUGUUGGAGGGGAUAGCUUUUGUUAG